Rhopilema esculentum is the source of this 1689-nucleotide messenger RNA. The record is from RefSeq and is a predicted model, not a curated record. Lineage: Eukaryota; Metazoa; Cnidaria; Scyphozoa; Rhizostomeae; Rhizostomatidae.
AUGACAAUAGGAGUGCUAAGAAUCCAUGAUGAUAGGAGUUAUGCUGGUAGUGACAGAAAGAGCGACAGCACUGCGAUUUCAAAAGAAGAAGACAAAGUGGGUGAAUUGUCAGCAGAGAAGGGGAGAACAGAGGCGCCAGCUGUUACUGAAAAGAAAGACAGAGUGAUUACAAGUAAUGAAAACACAAAGAAGCCUGAAAAUACAGCCAGUUCAAAAAGCAAGGAGAAAGAAGAGAAGACCCAGCAGCAGACAGGUCAUAAAGAACGGGACUUUGUCAACCAUAGAGGGCAUUCUAGCAAUAAGGAGCGUGGUCAAUCAGGGACUGGUAAGAGGAGACAUGUAGAGAACAAAAUUGAACAACCAGUUGUCGAGCACCACAUCGAAAAGCCAGUGAUUAAAGAAGAACACAGUUUGGAAAAUUUGCAUGGUUCUGAAGAGAAGGCGCGCAGGGAACAUCAAACAGCACAGCGGCCUAGCAUGAAAAUGAAACGAGAGCAGCAAAAUCAUCGUUGGGAGAAUGAAAUGGAUAGGGACCAGAAAAUCGUCAGGGAUCGGGGUGGCCCUCAAAGACAGAAUUGGACUGACCGUCGAAACAGGGAGCACGAGCUGGAUAACCAUAAGACUAAUAACAAAGUUGAAGAGAAACCUGAUAAGGGUACAGUAUCUGCUGAGAAGGAUGACAUAAUUCAAAGAGAUGAAUGGUAUAAUGCAGGCAUUGAGAAACAGGCCACUGAGGUAUCUACUAGGGUGGACCGUGGCAGCAACGCCAGAAGUUUUGAUCAGGGUGAGCGUCGAAGGGGGCACUACAAUAGAUACAGAAAUAAUCAUCAAAAGAACAAGGCCUCGUAUACAAAUGGCUAUGAAAGGACUGAUUCAGAGCCUGGUAGAAACAGAAGCCACGGCGAUGCUAUUAACAAGGGUAAGGGUCCCCCCUCCGAUGAAAGCAAGGUUUACCAGAAGGAAGCAGGUGUUGGUUUAUCGGGUGAAGAAAAGUCGCAAACGAACAUUGGUAAUCUUAACGGGGAAACCAAGUCAAAUACCGCUAACUCUAGCAGUUUAGUACCCGCUGUGACACCCUCUCAAGGCACAAAAACCGCCGGAGCUAAAACUACAGAGGAAAAUUCACAAGGGGAAAAGCGCCAAGACAAAAAAGAUCCAUCCGUCGAUACCCAAGCUCAAAAGCCUUAUACUCAUGACAGGCUGCCGCAAAGAACCAGAAAUAAUAGAGGACAGUACUAUCGAAAAAAGAAUUACAAAGGAAGUGAUAAUCGUGGUGACGUCAUCACAAAGAACGACGAAAAAGACUAUCGAAAUGAGAAAACUUUUGACAAGAAGAGGACUGCUCAUGGGGUGGAAAACGGGUAUUCCGAAGGUAAUUCAACUUCAACAAGAAGUGUCCGUUUACCUGGCAAAACAGAAUCAAAGAAUGAAGUUAACGACAAAAGAUCUGAUGCAAAUAUGAAGGGCAAGUCCGCUGUUUCUAAUCACAAUAGUGACGUCAGUGGAAAGAAGCACGACUCAGUGACUUCCAAUGGUAUCAAGGAAGAGCAUGGGGUGAAACCCGCGUAUUCAAAGAAACAGAACUCUACUGCCAAUUCUAAUAAACCUCGGGAGAUUUCAUACCAUAAUGGAACGCAUAAUGACGAUACUCGCAAAGUUAAAGAUGUGAAUGAAAAUUAUAGUACCUGA